Messenger RNA from Plasmodium knowlesi strain H, 3276 nucleotides. RefSeq names its product HID1 domain-containing protein, putative. The coding region runs from base 1 to 3276 and encodes 1091 amino acids. The record is from RefSeq and is a predicted model, not a curated record. Gene Ontology annotation, cellular component: Golgi medial cisterna; membrane; Golgi trans cisterna. NCBI's taxonomy places the organism in Eukaryota, Apicomplexa, Aconoidasida, Haemosporida, Plasmodiidae. The transcript is spliced from 4 exons.
AUGGGCCAAAAUAAUAUCAAAAGAAUAAUUUCCCUGUUGGAAAAGGCAAAUGAUGAAAAAUGGAACGAUGUCGACUUGUACAGCGAAUUGUCAUCCUUGGGUAGGAGCCUGCACAGGCAAGAGGACUUCUCCUUAUCUAAAAGGGUCUUAGACGAUGAAAAAUAUGUCAAAAUGUUUUUCCAUUUUUUGAUGAACACGUUGGAAAAAUUGAUACUAAAGAGUUCCAAGGGAUUCAUAGAUGAUUGCAAAGCAUGUGUAAACAUAUGCCUUCUGCUGCUCCCAGUGUUACAAUAUAACUGCCACAAAAAGGAAGUUUUCGAUUUACUCUGGAGAAAAAAUCGUGUAGAAUGCCCCGUCCAACCCAACUACGCAUGCACGAGCAAUGUGUUAAUUCUCCACCUGUACAACUUUUUCCUUCUCGCUUUAUUCACGGAAGGUCUAUGUAUUCAUGGAGGAGGAAGAGACGACACCACUCCCGUCAUAGACCAAACUAAAGGUGAGAGGGGCGCUGACAAUUCGGACGACCUGGAAGAUUCUCAUCAACUGGAGGAAAAGUUCCACGCUAUAAAUACAGUGGAUGUAAAAAAACUAUGGUUACAUAAGUUUUCCAUUCAUCAGAGGGUCAAAUAUGCAAGGAGUGGACAAAGCGAGCUAGGAAACGAAAAGUGUGAACAUGAUGAUAAGCAUGUAGAUGGGAAAGAACAAGGAAGUUCUGCACUGGUUGGAAGCAAGGAAGAGGGUGAUAGCGUUAGCGGUUUCGACGAUGGAAGUUACGCCAAACUGGGCCCCAAGUGCUCAGAUGUCAAUGACAGCGGAAAUGCUAGUACCAUUUCCCCGGGGGAAGAGAACACAAAUUAUGAAAUAUCGAACGGUGAAAUUUGUUUAAAAUGCCAGAAGGCAGACGAGAUGACAACGAUCCAUUUAAAGAGAAACCUAAGGAACGUCGAUGUAGCACCUACACACAGUAAUGAUAUCAACCUAGAAUUAAUAAAGAACAGAAGUGCCAUCCUGAAGUGCCUCCUAAUCCUUUUAAGUUCUUAUUUAUAUUGGGACCAAAGCAAGUACCUAAAAGAGAAGAAUUUUUUUCUUUUUCUCUUUACAAGUGGGGAAAUUUACUACACUGCGAAUUUCUUCUUCUCCCUUUUGACCGUCAUAUAUGACAAUGAAUUUAAUUAUUUUAGUUUUUAUUUUUAUGAUAACAGCUAUUUAGAGUUUUACAAUUUGUGCAUUCACAUUUUUAACUUGCUGAUUGAUUUUAGUCCGUUCGUUUUGGAGGACGACAAGAGGGUGCACUACCUGAGUGGCGCGGCCAGGUACUUCUACAGCGUCGCGGAAGGGGGGGAAGCACAUAUAGGAGAAGCACAUAUAGGAGAAGCACAUAUAGGAGAAGCACACAUAGGAGAAGCACAUAUAGGAGAAGCACAUAUAGGAGAAGCACACAUAGGAGAAGCACAUAUAGGAGAAGUACGCAUAGGAGAGGAAGGCGGGGGGGAUGCCUCCCUCCAAAGUAGCAGCACCAUCCAGUCGAUGAACCAAAGCGGAAAUGAGGCGAUCAAGUGGGACGACACGCUGGUAACGCAUGGCGAAAGCGAGGAGGAGGACAAGUCAGACACGGAUAAAAGCACAAAGGGUGAGGAGCACUCGCUCGACAAGGACGAACAAAGAAGCAACGAAAAGGUCGAGAAUUUACAUGCCGAUUUGUUCAUCCUUGAUGAUUCCUCGGAGGGGUCAUGGAACUCAUCAAGCACGUGUACAGACGCAGAGCACAAUGGCUACCUGAACAAUAGUGAAAAAAAAAAAAAAAAAAAAAAAAAAAAAUUUCCACAACUCGAGCACCUUAUGAAGAAGCGAAAUUUUUACUUAAACGAAAUUAAUCCAAAGGGGAAGGACACGAACGAAGACUAUUACUACGAUUACAUAAAAAAGCAAAAGGAGUUUAAAAAACUGCGCUCCAAUAAUGUGUACCAAGAAAUGCUGCGUAAGUUGGACGUAAACGAUAUUUCGUACAUUUACAAAGGAGCCCUAAACAUACUGAUAAGUUACAAGCUGUACUACGAACAUUAUGAGGAGCAAAUUUUGUUUCUUCACAAUUAUUUGUGUCUGCUAUGGCACCUGAUGGAUAACAAUCGGCUAUUUAUUAGGUACAUGAAAAACCACAAUAGCAGCUUGUUUCUCUUUUACAUUCUAUACAUACUGGUCUGCUUUAAUCACCAUCGGAAGCGAGAGAUGCAGGCUCUAGCCGACCUGCGCAAACGCGACAAGGCGGCCGGUAUCACUGUUAGCACCAACGUGGAUACAGCCACUGAUACCACCACUAAUAUAAGCAACCCGUCCAACACAAACAACUACGAUGAGCAACCGCGCGUCUACCAGAACGGCAACUUCAACCAGUCGGGCAAGUGCGACGAGUUCAACGUGCGCAAAAUAGACGGUCUAAUUUACAUUUGCCUUUUCAUAAUCCUGAAGGUUUCAUCCAACGCGACCAUUUGCAAAAACCUCAACCAAAAAUAUGACCAGAAAAUUAAGGUGAAGUUCCCGCUGAGAAACGUCUACCAGUUUGAUUCUUACGUGGAUUUCCUAGUGUACACCUUAUGCAUGCUAAUCAAUGACAAUAUAUUUUUUUUGAAGUUCGAACGAAUUAUUGAUAUGUCCAUUACCAUCCUGACAAAUGUGAGCGUUUACAUCAAGUCCAUGAACACAUACUCUUGCGAGAGCAUAAUUAAUAUUUUAAAAAAAGUUUUAAAAAAGGAAUGGCUCCUCUCAUCCCAACAUCAUUACUAUUCACUUUUCCUUAUGCUGGAUUUUAUAAACAACAUUUUAUCUCACAACUUAAAUGAUAACUACAAUUUAAUUUACAUGAUAAUAAAGAACAAGGACGUCUUUUUCUCCAUUCACAACUUGGACCAGAUGCUAAAGGAUAACUGCCUUUCUGUCUCUACCCACCCUACCGAUCACUGGGUACCCACCGAAAAUUGGCUAAUCAACUGGAAGAACAAACUACCCCUGCAGUUCAUCGACAGCAUAAUUUAUGACUUGGCCAAUCUGAUCGAAGAAGAAUGUGAUGAGAAGGAAAUACUGGACUACAACGAUGUGGUGAAUUUAAUUAAAAACCACUGUUCGACCAUAAAAAAUAACAAAAUUCCUUUCAUCAUAAGGAAGUACGAGAAGAACAUUCUUCUCUCCAAGUGGGUAACCAAUUACAUGUACUUUCUCUUGUUCUCCCACAUGUACAAGGAAAAUCUGUUUCUAAAUGGGGGCAUUAAGUUUAUAUUUUAG